Molecule: messenger RNA, 3342 nt
Organism: Camelus dromedarius (Arabian camel)
Lineage: Eukaryota; Metazoa; Chordata; Mammalia; Artiodactyla; Camelidae
Gene: VSTM2A
Product: V-set and transmembrane domain containing 2A
Exons: 5
Coding region: 188-916 (242 amino acids)
Cellular component (GO): membrane
Source: RefSeq, a predicted model, not a curated record
GCGCCCCGCGCCCCGGAGCCAGUCCGCGCCGGCGAGCAGCGGGGAUGCUGGCGGCGCCGCGCCCCGGGCGCUGAGACCCCGCCGGCCAGACCGUGCCAUCCCCUUCUUGGAGGGCUUUUUGCCUGUCGGCUACGCUGGCCACGCUGAUGUGACCACCCCCCAUCUUUUUUUUUUUUUUUUUAGGGGAAUGAUGGGGAUCUUUUUGGUGUAUGUUGGAUUUGUUUUCUUUUCCGUUUUAUAUGUACAGCAAGGGCUUUCUUCUCAAGCAAAAUUUACUGAGUUUCCGCGGAACGUGACGGCAACCGAGGGGCAGAAUGUGGAGAUGUCCUGCGCUUUCCAGAGCGGCUCCGCCUCGGUGUACCUGGAGAUCCAGUGGUGGUUCCUGCGGGGGCCCGAGGACCUGGAGCCCGGGGCCGACGUGGCCGGGGCACAGGCGGAGCUGCUGCCCGACCGGGACCCGGACGGCGAAGGGACCAAGAUCAGCACAGUGAAAGUCCAAGGGAAUGACAUCUCGCACAAGCUUCAGAUUUCCAAAGUGAGGAAAAAGGAUGAAGGCUUGUACGAGUGCAGGGUGACGGAUGCCAAUUACGGAGAGCUCCAGGAGCACAGAGCCCAGGCUUACCUGAAGGUCAACGCCAACAGCCACGCCCGGAGGAUGCAGGCCUUCGAAGCCUCGCCCAUGUGGCUGCAAGACGCCAAGCCUCGCAGGAACGUCUCGGCGGCGGCCGCGCCCAGCAGCAUCCACAGCUCUGCCAACCAGCGAAUGCCCUCCACUUCCAGCCCUCAAGCGGUAGCCAAAAUCCCCAAACAAAGUCCACAAUCAGCAAAGAGCAAAUCGCCUGUAAAAUCUACGGAGCGGACAGCAAAGUUGACCCUAAACUCCAAGCACCACCACUCUGCACCCACUGCUCUCUAGUUACCCACCCAAGGAGCGCCCGCCUUCGGAAGCAUAAACGGAGAGGCUGCCUCACACUUUGUUUAUAAUCUUGGCCAAAUCACUGAUCUUUCAUUUCAAGAGAAUUAGUGUGACGUGAUGAGACAUUUUUUUCUAAUAGCAAGAUCUAUUUUUUUUUCCCCCUUUUCUUUCGGAUACUCAGAGCAUCAUUUCACUGACUGCUCAGGGGUUGGCCUGACCGUCAUCGAUAGUGAAUAUUUACUACAGAUCCCACUGGUUUCCUACUAAAAGAUCCAUUCUCUGCAGGAAAUGAGCAGAAAUCAAAAGGCUACAGAACACAAACUAUCACCGAACAAAACCCCCGUUUGGGGGCAAGAACAAAAUUAUCAACACUGCAAGUCAAGAAAGAAAGCAUUGUCUUAAAUAAGGAAUAAUAAAAGAAUUUUUUUUUAAUUUUCCCUUUCCUCUUGGGUUUUUGGGUUUUUUUUUUUUUUCCUUUUUCUUGGUUAUACUUCUUGUAUGGUGGCAAGUGGUGAUUUCGGCCAAUCCCUGUCAAUCCUGGGAGGUUUAUAUAAAAACAUUCUGAGUGUUCUAGAUUUCAGUGCAUUUUAAUUCAUUUUGCAAUUCCUGUAUAUGCCAAUGACAAAUUCUGUAAAUUGCUUAUAGUAUGUGUGAAAUAGCAUUAAAGUAGAUAGAGAAUGACCCUCAUGCAAGCUGAUUUUUAUCAUUCUAUAUAUAAAUAUAGACAUAUGAAUAUCUGUAUGUUGGGCCAUCGACCAACCCUUUUUUGAUAAAGCAUUUGUUUUUUCACUUACAAUUCAUACAUUGUGGGACUUUUGUAAUGCACUGGUUCACUUCCACAGGUUUGACAGUUGCAGAUGGUCCUGACUGCCCUCUGCUUCCUUCUGGAAAAUGCAUCUUCAAAACUGUAUCGGUCUCUGAUAAAGGAAUUGAUUGUGUUGUGUGUAUGCUGUGUUAGAAUUUGCUACGUUCCUUUCUCUAUGGUGUUUAUUCAGGUCUGAGGAUCUUUUGACUCUGAAGAAUGUAUGCUGUCUGGUUUUGACAGCCAUUCCUGGAUGGUCAUCAUUUUUAUUGUCAAAGAGCAACGUUGUUCCUGGAAAAUUUGCCGUGGAAAUGGGGAUGGGGAAGGCGAAGGGGUCAUCACGAUUCCUUAAAUUCCUGGAAGAACACUUCUCACUGUGGCUAAAAGCGCUGCUUCCUUUGAACCUUUAUGAUUUUGGCGAGCUUUGUCAUUCUGUUAUUUGCUGCUAAUUACAUUUUCAUGUCUCCUAAUUAAAGAUUAAACUUUGGUUGUUGGCUAAAUCUGGUAUGCAAAAGAUGACUGCAGAUCUCUGACUAAAGAAGACGGUGUGCUCCAUUUUCAUUAGUUGAGCGAAUUAUAACAUUAAACAUUCCAAUCCUAUUUUUGGUGUUAUGGUCAUUCAGACUAUUUGAUUUAGAACCUGUUCACUACUCUGGCAAAGAAUGAUAAGCAGAAUUCUCAGUGUGUUCCAUACGCACUAUGGAAUAGACACACAGACACAGAAAUGACCUAAGUUUUCCUUCCAGAGAGAUUCUUCCAUUUUCUUUCAUAACAAACCAGAAGAUCAUCACUGUAGGACUGUCAGUGGGAGCCUGAGGUGCUGGACUGAAGCUUGAAAGCAAUGAAUACCUCUGCUUUUCAAAGGUAAAUGCGUUGAUUUUCUGCAAGUCAAUUACAAGCAAUCUGCAUAUUUUCGUAAUAUUCUUGACAUCAUCUUCUGAGAAAUAAUGUUCCAUGCUGAAUCUUUUAUUAGCAUCUUUCUUGUUCAUUUGGUUUAUUAUUUCAGUCUAAUGAGAAAAAUAAAUAAAAGAUGGAUUGCACUAUUUUAUUAACCUAGAAAUUUAUUUUCUUUCAAAGUUGAAUGCUUAAAAUACAUAAAAUACAAAGAUAAAUAUUAUUUAUUAAUGCCUAUCUGGACUCUAGACACUGCAUACAUUCAAGCAUAAAUUAGUGUUACAAAUUCAAAUCCAGCCACACUGGGAAAAUUCACUGUGUAAUUUACUGUGUAAAAACCCAAAGUUGAGGUCAUGAAAUUGGUCAGUUCUAAAACAAGACAGCCACGUAUCUUUAUCACUGAUGCUCACCAUUCUCGCUCAUAAUAAAGGCCAUUGCACAGGCUUGGGAAGAAUUUUAUUAGACUCACACUGUCAGGGUCCUAAAUAAUGAAGAUUUCUUUGUCAGAGCACCACCAAGAGUCAGACUCACUGGCUUCUUUGAGAAAGAACAUGGCAUACAGUCUAUUCCUCCAAACUGGAAAAUUUAAUGUGGAAACUUCAAUAUUGGAACAGAAGACAUAACCAAUUAAAGACACGUCUAGUGGUUUUCACCUUAAAUUGUGUGCCUCUGGGAUUUUAUUACCCUGUAUGUAACCAUGACAAUAGAAACAAAUAAAGCUUGAAAAGUA